AUGGCGGACUUGAAACCAAUCGAUGUUCUGGCCGUUGUUAGGGAGGGAUACCACUUGAAUCAAGCACGCAACAAAUGGGUGCUGACUCUCCAGUAUGGGAGCAAGACACUCGAUGUAGCUGUAGCUACGAAGGCGGCCCCGGCCAAGGCAAAGAAGAACAAGACUUUGGGCGAACACCGCUAUGCUGCUGCCGUCGUCAAUCACAACAAUAACCACGCAUACUGGAUCGGCACGGGAUACGGCUGGGCUCCAAACAACUAUAGCGAUCUCAAUACUGCUGCUGCUCCUCUGCCUGCGGGCAACAAUACAGAGAACAACGCGGCAAGCAUCGACCCCGCGCUCGAGGAGGCCCCUGUCGUCACCAUGGAGGCCUCCACACAACACUAUCUCGAGGAGCCUCUCAACUCCAACGCUGAGGGCUUCGUUCAGUACUUCGCUUCCACUCCCGUGGCCGACGUCAGAGAGGCCGCCCCAGCGACCAUCGACCCUGCAAUCACCAACGGGUCUACUUUCGUCGCCAACAAUUCUGUGCCUCCCGUCACAGAGGCCACCUCAGCGAAUCUCGGCCCCGUGCCCGACGAGGCCUCCGCUGGGCUCACGGAAGCUUUCGACAUUUUCGACCCGGAGUUUGCCUUCGAGGAGGCCCCCCAGCAGGAGCAUUCUCAGCUCCAAUUUCAGACCGAGGGUUUCAACUUCGACUUCGCCGACCACACAGAGGCCGCCCCAGCGAGCUUCGCCCCUGCCUUCAACAGCGAGUCGUAUUUCGACACCAAUCCUGUGCCUCCCGUUACAGAGGCCGCCCCGGCGAAUGUCGUUCCUGACAUGGACGGCCUAGCGUGGAUCAACUCAUUCCCGCUGGAUCCGGUCGCUGCUGCCCCAGCACUUACCCAUGAGGGAUUCGGAGUCAUCACGGAUGAGGACAUGGCCGCCGUGAAUGAGUACGUGGAUGGCUUUAAUCGGCCAUGGUACUAG
Cyphellophora attinorum is the source of this 972-nucleotide messenger RNA. RefSeq lists its product as uncharacterized. The transcript has 2 exons. The record is from RefSeq and is a predicted model, not a curated record. The coding region runs from base 1 to 972 and encodes 323 amino acids. Lineage: Eukaryota; Fungi; Ascomycota; Eurotiomycetes; Chaetothyriales; Cyphellophoraceae.